AUGAUGCACAGAAGGGGAGGCAAGCGUAUCCGGAUGGAUGAUCCAGUGCCGCCGGAGUAUGAGACUCCGAUGACACCGAUGACGCCGAUGACGCCGAUGACACCGAUGAAUGACAACUCUGGCGGGGACGCUAACGACUCGUACAACACGUACGCGCCGUACAAUCCGGCAUCGCAGACUCCGCUUCAGAAUCCCACCCCGGAGCAUUAUUCAUCCGAGAGUUAUAGCUCACCGGGCACCUCGCAGCAGCAGCAGUAUCAGGAACAGUCCGGCAACUUUGACAAUCCGGCACAAUUUGAAGCGCCCAUGACACCCGCUACUCCCAACAUGAGAAUCACAAGGAACACGCGUGCCAGAAUGCGCGGAGGCGUGGUACAGCAACCCAAGUACAAGGAAGUCGACACGGACUAUGCUCCAUCAUCCAGUGGCAGCGGGAGAGGGAGAGGCAGCGGUGGACGUGGACGCGGCAAACGGACGCACCAUUCGCACAGCUUGGAGGAUGAAGCCAGUCUUUACUAUGUUAUUAGGAAUAAUCGUUCUUCGCUCACGACCAUUGUCGAUGACUGGAUAGAAAAGUAUAAAAGCAACAGGGACAAUGCACUGCUUAUGUUAAUGCAAUUCUUCAUCAACGCAAGUGGUUGCAAGGGUCGCAUCACUCCCGAAAUGCAACAGACCAUGGAGCACGUGGCAAUAAUUCGCAAGAUGACUGAAGAAUUCGACGAGGAGAGCGGUGAAUAUCCAUUGAUAAUGACUGGACAACAGUGGAAGAAAUUCCGCGCUAAUUUUUGCGAAUUUGUGCAAAUCCUUGUCCGCCAGUGUCAGUACUCUAUCAUUUACGAUCAAUUUUUGAUGGACAACGUUAUCUCCUUGCUGACUGGCCUCUCAGAUUCACAAGUAAGAGCAUUCAGGCAUACCGCGACGCUUGCAGCCAUGAAAUUAAUGACGGCUCUGGUAGACGUUGCCUUGACUGUAUCGAUAAAUUUGGACAACACCCAGCGGCAGUAUGAGGCGGAGAGGCAGAAAGCCCGUGAGAAAAGGGCGGCGGACAGAUUAGAGUCUCUGAUGGCAAAGCGAAAGGAGCUGGAAGAAAACAUGGACGAAAUCAAAAAUAUGCUUACGUACAUGUUCAAGUCGGUUUUCGUGCACAGGUACAGAGACACGUUGCCGGAGAUACGUGCGAUUUGCAUGGCGGAAAUUGGAGUCUGGAUGAAGAAGUUCCACCAAAACUUCUUGGACGAUUCGUACUUGAAGUACAUUGGCUGGACCUUGCACGACAAAGUCGGCGAAGUCAGGCUCAAGUGCCUGCAGGCGCUGCAGCCGUUGUACGCGUCGGAGGAGCUGAAAACGAAGCUCGAGCUGUUCACGAGUAAGUUCAAGGACAGGAUCGUCGCGAUGACGCUGGACAAGGAGUACGACGUGGCGGUGCAAGCGGUGAAGCUGGUUAUCUCGAUCCUUAAGCACCACCGUGAGAUCCUCACCGACAAGGACUGCGAGCACGUGUAUGAACUCGUUUACUCGUCGCAUCGGGCGGUCGCCCAAGCAGCCGGCGAGUUCCUGAACGAGCGUCUGUUCCGUCCGGACGACGAGGCCGUGGCAGGCAUCAAGACGAGGCGCGGCAAGAAGCGCUUGCCGAACACGCCCCUGAUACGUGACCUCGUUCUUUUCUUCAUCGAAUCCGAGUUGCACGAGCACGGAGCCUACCUGGUCGAUUCUCUGAUCGAGACGAACCAGAUGAUGAAGGAUUGGGAGUGCAUGACGGAUCUGUUGCUCGAGGAGGCCGGUCCGGACGAGGAGGCGUUGGACAAUCAGAAGGAAACGUCUCUCAUCGAGCUGAUGGUGUGCUGUAUAAAACAAGCCGCCACGGGCGAGGCGCCGGUCGGUCGCGGACCCACGCGGAAGAUUCUCUCGGUGAAGGAGCUGAAGCAAGUGCACGACGACAAGCAAAGGCUGACGGAGCAUUUCAUACAAGCGUUGCCACUUUUGCUCGACAAAUACCGCGCGGAUCCCGAAAAACUGGCCAACUUACUUGCGAUUCCACAGUACUUCGACUUGGAUAUUUAUACGAAAUCGCGACAAGAAAUCAAUCUGGAUUCUUUAUUGAGCAAACUCCACGGGAUCGUGGAGAAGAUGCACGACACCGAGGUUCUAGAUACGGCAGCUAAAACAUUGGAGCACAUGUGCGUGGAGGGCCACGCUAUCUUCACCAGAUGUGAUGUCGCUCGUUCCACAUUGAUCGAUUCCAUUGUGAAUAAAUACAAGGAAGCGAUUGAUGAAUAUAGAAAUUUAAUCGAGGGAGACGAGGAACCGGACGAGGAUGAGAUAUUCAAUGUUGUCCAAUCUCUCAAGAAAGUUGCCAUAUUUUAUUCUUGUCACAAUAUGAAUCCGUGGGGAAUAUGGGAUUCGCUGUACAAAGAUAUAGAGGACGCUAAGGAUCCUUCAAAAUGUUUACCAUACGAGGCAGUUAAAUAUUGCAUAAGCGCAUGCUUCUUCGCUAUUCUGUGGGGUCAGAAUCAUUUGAUGGAAGCUGUGGACUUUGGUACUCGCGGCGAGGAGGAAUGCCGUCAAUUGAAGGAACGGCUACACUCGUUCAUGGGCUCGAUGCGUCACUUCGUCAGUAGCGACAGCAGCGGCGCGCCAUCUCCGCCGAUCUUAAGGGAAGAAGCGUAUAACACGAUAUGCGACCUAUUGGUGGUGUUUUGCAGUCAACUGUCCACUCAUGCCAAUCCUUUGAUGCAUCAAUUAGUGUACGAGCCCGACCAAGCAAUGCAGAACAUGCUCAAUAGAUUUAUACAAGAGUACGUCUUCUUUGAAGAGGAAGAUGAUGAACACGACGAGCAUUCAAAAAUCGAAGAGUUACAUAAGCGGAGAAACUUCCUAGCUGGUUACUGCAAGUUGAUAGUGUACAACAUGAUUCCCACGAAAGCUGCGGCCGACGUGUUCAAACAUUACGUGAAAUAUUACAACGACUAUGGCGACAUCAUUAAAACCACGUUGGGAAAAGCGAGGGACAUUAACAAGACGAAUUGUGCGCUGACGAUGCAGCAGAGCUUAAAUAUUUUGUACAACGAGAUUGUGGCGGAGAAGGGCAAGGUGAACAGAAACAGCGAGGAAUUUACCGCGAUCAAGGAACUCGCGAAGCGAUUCGCUCUGUCCUUCGGUCUGGACGCCGUGAAAAAUCGCGAGGCGAUCACGGCCCUGCAUCGCGCUGGCGUCUUGUUCGCCAUUACUCCACCGGACGGCAUCGAACAGGAUCCUACGGGCCCACCACCGAAUUUACCGUUCCUCGAGAUAUUAUUAGAAUUCACCAAUAAGCUUCUCAAGCAGGAUAAACGAGUCGUACUCAACUUUCUGGACAGACGGUUGCAGGCUGGAAUGCCGUCUUCACGAGGAGAGGACUGGCAACCUUUGCUUUUGUACAGAAAUAGUUUGCUACACGGUGAAACUGACCAAGUGCCGGUGACGAGUAAGCGAGCUUACACGAGGCGUAAGAAGGAUCAUUUAGCUGAGGAAGAGGAAGCUGAUGAACCUGAUGAAGGUUCUGAUCAUGAGUUUGCGGGCAAGCACAAAAAAAAACGUGGUCCACGAAAGCAUACAUUACCAGUUAAUAAAGUGGUGAUAACACGCACACCCAGAACAAAUGUAUUUUAUGAAAAUAAUGACACUGGUCCAAUGCAAACGUCCCCUACAGCUAUCAUAGAAGAUACGUCAACAAGUCCUUCGCAAGAUAUCGAUAAUAGACUUAAAACGUUACAAAUACAGCCAAGGCCACGAAGAAAUCAAGAGCAUGUAGAGCACAGAGAAUUGCGAAGAACCUCCAGGAAUUCAGGUCGAUACGUCGAAGGGCAAUAUAUGGAAUCAGAUUCCGAGUGAAAAGACGAAAUCCUUAAAACAGUUUUAUUUCUAAAUUUAGAUAAUUGGAUUGUGAUACGUAUUUAAAGCAAUGCUACGCCAUCUGAGAAUAUCAGAGAAAAAAAAUACUUAAACUGGAUGGCCUAGAAUAUCUUCCCAAAUGAGUAUUAAUAAAUUAUAAGAGACCAGUGUUACGUUACGACUUGUAAGCAAGUGUCGUUUUAUAGAUUUUUGCGUAAACUUUAUUUUAGUUUACGGUAUUUCAUGUUAUGAGUGAUACAAUAUAUGUAUUCCAUUUUUAUUAACAUUUUUUUUCGACAAACGAACUGCUAGAAGAAAUACUAAAUUAUUUAUAACUUUUUAAAUAAACGAGUACAAUU
Molecule: messenger RNA, 4229 nt
Organism: Ooceraea biroi (clonal raider ant)
Lineage: Eukaryota; Metazoa; Arthropoda; Insecta; Hymenoptera; Formicidae
Gene: SA1
Product: stromal antigen
Biological process (GO): sister chromatid cohesion
Cellular component (GO): nucleus; cohesin complex; chromatin
Molecular function (GO): chromatin binding
Source: RefSeq, a predicted model, not a curated record